GCUGAGUGAGGUAAUCAAUCAAUCAGCCUCAUUAGCGCGCAGAGCAGGAGCAAUCCACGUCCUGACCCUACCUGGCUUAAUUGAUUAUUAGUACGAGUUUAUUGGUUUUGACUGGCGGAAGUCGCGAUGGAUGAAGACUGUGAUUUAGCUGAAGAUUUUGACUGUCCGAGCCUUCUGUGUGAGGAACUGGAGGAUCUGGAAACAAAGAACAACCAAGGGAGUGUGAGGAGGAGGAGGGAAGGAGGGGAAGUGUUUAAUCAGAGGGUGGGUGAAGAGGCAGGAGAGGAGACAGAGCGAGAAGGGGAGGAGGAGGAGGAGGAGGAAGAAAAAGUUGUUGAGGGAGAUGAAGAGGAGGAGCAGGUGAAGCUAGAGAUUAGGCUAGGAGAGGAGGAGUUACAGGAUGUGCAGAUGGAAGACAAUAAGAUUGAAAACAAGGAAGAAAUUGCUGAUAAGCAACAAGAGGAUACAGAAACAAAAGGUCCAGAAGAGAGAGAUGAGAAGCAAAAGAACAGGAAGAGACGAGGGAAAAAGCAAAGUGAGCGAGUGAGAAGCAGGAGAGGUUUAAAGGAUGUUAGUGAGCAGUUUGAGGAGGAAAAGAUACAGGAGCUGUCAGCGAUGAGCUCAGAGGAGAGCUCGGCUCUGUCGGAGCCUCCCGUUGGACUCAUGAGCAGCUGCGACUUGUCUGAUCCUGUCUAUCUGGGUUGUGGUGGGACAGGGCUGUAUUGCCCCCAAGUUCCUGUUCCUUUGCUGUAUUCAUCGCAACCUCCAGUCCCGAUCCAACCUGCACCUCCUCAGCCCCACGGGACAAAAAGACCUCACAGUCCCCUUCCACCUCACAGUCUGCCGCAGCAGGGCCCACAGCCUCUCGAGAUGGAGAUAACUCAGGUCUACUCAACCCGGCGCUCCAUCCGCUAUAGCACCAGGGGUCGAGGCCGGGCCCUGAGCUUCUCUCUACUGCCGGGGAUAGAGACUGUGGACAGCUGCCUCCUGCCACCCGCACCGAAGAAGAAAACACGAACACUCUACAGUACUGAUCAGUUAGAGAAUUUAGAGGCCUUGUUCCAGGAGGACCACUAUCCUGACGCAGAGAAGAGGAAAGUCAUCGCUGCUUCAGUUGGGGUCACACCUCAAAGAAUUAUGGUCUGGUUUCAGAACCGAAGAGCUAAGUGGAGGAAAGCGGAGCGCUCCACCACAGCAAAGGUUGAACACAGACAGAGAUGCAGCAGCAGCCCUACACAUCAACAAAUCAACCCCACCCUGCCCACACUGGCACCCAACAAUAAAGGAGCUCCCUCUUUUUCUGGUCACUUUGGGACCAAGCUGCCCCAGCUCACCCCUGCAGCACCUUCUUUCCCCACUCUGUCCAACCAGGCAUCCUACAGCAACCUGCUGGCAAGCCUCAACAGCCCAGAUCAAUCUAGAGUGAGAGAUGGGGGCCAGCACCAGCUUUCAUCUCAGGGGGGGUUAGCAGAGUACCACCCCCGCCCCAUGCACAGCCCUCCCCCCCUGCGCCGAGCCAGUCUCCCCCUGUUCACGACGACGUACAACUCUGCAAACCCGACUCCACCUCUCCUUAACACCCUGGCUCACACCCCACCUCUAUUCCUGGAUGCUUUAGAGGGUGGCUCCUCCUUGGCCUAUCGUGACACCCAGCCUCUGCAGGCAGACACCAGUUCUCUAUUUGACUUUGGGGAGAAGCUUGACUACCUGACCUCAAACCAGCAGAACAACACCCUCCCCUACCAGCUCCAGACCUCCUACCCCACCAGCCAGCCCCAGCACCAACCUCAAGCCUCUCUGCCCCGUAUGGCCUUCCUCACCCCUUCCCCCUACCUGACCCCCAACCCUCCAGAUUCCAACCCUACCUCCUACCUGACCUUUGGCCCCGGAGGAAGCUCCACAGGGAUGGUGACCUACUCAACUGGAGGACACACCUACUUCCAAUCCCAGAACGCAGGACAGAUCCUGCUGCAGUCGGCAGGUCAUCAUGGUGGGAUCACAGCGUAUCAGUCUUACCCGUGGGGCAACAUGUACAGUCAACCAGCCAUCCACCAGCGUGCUCAGUGCCCUCCAACUUACCCAACCAACAUGGGAGGUGUUCGAGAUCACCAGCCGCCCUCCUCCACCACUCUACCUCCCCCCUCUUUCUUCACCCGGGGGGACCACGGGCCCUCGCAUGCAAACUCCCAGCGCUCAUCACACACCCAUACACUCACCGCCACCACCAACAGCAGCACCACCACGGUUCUCCCUCCUGUUUCAACCCUGCGGCCUUCUCGCCUCAGAGCAGAGAUCACGCCAACCAAGGCAGCGUCCCUGCUGCCUUCUCAGGUCAGCCCUGCUUCUCCAGAAAGUCCUCCAGUGCCCCCUUGUGUCAAGAUUGAGUAUGACAGCCCUCGAGAGAUUCACAGCCACUUCCACUGUGACUUCUCCCCCAUACAAUUUUGACUCUAUGUUUGUGUGAGCGAGCGUGUCUUUGAAGUAUCUGCUUAACUGUGUGUGUGAGUGUGUUCCAUUUAUAUCAUCAUUAGGAUGUUCUCAGUAGAAAUACUUAUGUCAACAGACUUGCUUGGGCUGCAUUUAGCUUGGCUGCAAUAAAUACUCAUUGCACUGUUAAUUAUUUAACUUGCUUUGCUGUGUGUGUGAAAUCUGUUUUGUUAACCGGAUCUAGAGGGAUGUGGGAGGUGGGUUAAUUGGCCCACUAGUAAAUGCAUGCAUGCUCACAAAUUAUGAACAUUUUGAGUCAGGCGUGAUCACCUCCCAACACACAAAUAAGAGCAUCAGAGUUUAGUCCAUGAAUUCACCUGGAUAGUCUCAGUUUCAGAGACUGAGUUUCAGUUGUUUCAGGCUGACUGUGGAGGUUUGCCUGAUCUGAUCCCUUGAUUGGCAGCCGCAGCAUGCGGUGGGCUGCAUUUUUCCAAAAGCCGGAUCUGGCUUAACUUCUCCACCACAGGUUGCUACUUUUUUUGGCGGACAUCCCUGCGCCCCACACACCGCAACAGCCAAAACAGACAACCUCAAAUGAAUGGAAAAACUUGCAUUUCGCCACAGUGCUGGAUCCUGUCUGAAUGUGGCCUUACCACACAGAUAGAUUACUUAAUGGCUCUGUUCAUUCAAAGGGAAAUUCAAGUAUAGAC
Molecule: messenger RNA, 3137 nt
Organism: Larimichthys crocea (large yellow croaker)
Lineage: Eukaryota; Metazoa; Chordata; Actinopteri; Sciaenidae
Gene: nobox
Product: NOBOX oogenesis homeobox
Exons: 9
Coding region: 127-2448 (773 amino acids)
Biological process (GO): regulation of transcription by RNA polymerase II
Molecular function (GO): RNA polymerase II cis-regulatory region sequence-specific DNA binding; DNA-binding transcription factor activity, RNA polymerase II-specific
Source: RefSeq, a predicted model, not a curated record